Molecule: messenger RNA, 2631 nt
Organism: Dictyostelium discoideum AX4
Lineage: Eukaryota; Evosea; Eumycetozoa; Dictyosteliales; Dictyosteliaceae
Exons: 2
Coding region: 1-2631 (876 amino acids)
Source: RefSeq, a predicted model, not a curated record
AUGUCAAAAAAAACAAAUAUAAAUACAAACACCAAAAUAAAUAAUUUUUUUCAAACAAAAACAAAUAACGCCAACGUCGUAAAUGAAAAAGGUUAUAUAGAGGAUGACAAUGAAAUAAUAGAUAUUAAUGAUUUUGAAGAAGACCAAAAUUUAUAUAAGAUUCAAAACAAAAGCAAUGGGAACAAUUCUAUUAACAACAACAACAAUAAUAAAAAUACACCCACAAAACCAAAUCUAAACCUCACACCAACCAAAAGUCACACUAUUUCAUUCCCAACGAGACCAAAACUACCUUCAUUUACACAACCUAAUAAUAAUAAUAAUAAUAAUAAUAAUAAUAAUAAUAAUAAUAAUAUUAAUAAUAAUAAUAAUAAUAAUAAUAAUAAUAAUAAUAAUAAUAAUAAUAAUAAUAAUAAUAAUAAUAACAAUAGUAGCACUAAUGUUAAACCAACAACCACAACCACAACUACAACUACAAUUAAUAAUAAUAAUAAUAAUAAUAAUAAUAAUAAUAUUAAUAAUAAUAAUAUUGAUUUAAAAAAUAAGUAUAGUUUUUUAACAAAUUUUAAAAAGAAAAGUUUUGCACCACUAUCAGAGCAAAUGAGACCAACAGAAUUGAGUGAUUUUAUUGGACAAGAAAGUUUAUUGGUUGGUGAUCCAAUUGUUAAAAAGUUAUUUCAAUCACCAGAAUUGCCUUCAUUUAUACUUUAUGGUCCACCUGGUUGUGGUAAAACUACAUUGGCACAAAUAGUAGCAUCCAAAUCAAAUUACAAUAUAAAUGCAUUAUCAGCAGUUGGUUCAGGUGUUAAAGAUAUUAAAGAAGUAAUUGAUAAAGCAAGAAAUACAUUACAAUUUGGUAAAAAAACAAUUUUAUUCAUUGAUGAAAUUCAUAGAUAUAAUAAAUUACAACAGGAUGUAUUAUUACCAGCAAUUGAAAGUGGUAUUAUAAUAUUAAUUGGUGCAACUACAGAGAACCCAUCAUUUGAAUUGAAUGGUGCAUUAUUAAGUAGAUGCAAAGUAUUUAAGAUGGAGAAAUUAACAAAAGAGAAUUUGGAGACAUUAAUAAAGAGAACAUUGGAAGUUACACCAUUGUUAAUGGAUAGACGUUUGAUAAUGGAUGAAGAUGCAAUAAAAUCUUUGGCAGAGAUUGCAGAUGGUGAUGCUCGUGUAGCUAUAAAUGUUUUGGAUAUGGCAAUCAAGGCUAAUAAAGAAGAACAAACCUAUAAGGAGAGAAUGGAGGAAAAGCAUUCUACCAGUGGAAUAGUUCGUGAUAUAGUUUUAACAAAAAAGCAAAUGGGUUCUCUACUACAGAGAACGAGUCUUAUUUACGACAAGGGUGGUGACGCUUUCUAUGAAUUAAUCAGUGCAUUACAUAAGAGUGUUCGUGGUAGUGACGCAAAUGCAACUGCUUAUUGGGUAAUUAGAAUGUUGGAAAGUGGUUGUGAACCACUUUAUAUUGUACGUAGAAUGGUUAGAAUGGCAAGUGAAGAUAUUGGUUUGGCCGACAAUUCUGCACUGCCAUUGGCAAUAGCCGCUUAUCAAGCCGUUCAUUUCGUUGGUAUGCCAGAGUGCACCAAUGCAAUACUUCAAUGUGCAGUAUAUUUAGCAAAUGCUGCCAAAUCAAAUUCCUGUGAUCAUUGGUAUGCUCACACUAGAGAGUACUUGGAAAAACAUGAAGGUCCACCUGUACCUAUUCAUCUACGUAAUGCUCCAACUAAAAUGAUGAAAGACUGGGGUUAUGGUGCCGAUUAUCAAUAUAAUCAUGCAUUUGAUGAUCAAUCACAAGUUACUCAAAUUUAUCUUCCAGAACCAAUUAAAAAUGAAAAGUUUUUUGAAUAUAAAUUAACCUGUCCUUCUGUUAAGGAUAGACAACAAUCUCAGGACCAAACACAACGUUCAUCUCAACAGCAACAGCAACAGCAGACUCAACCACAACAACAGACUCAACCACAACAACAGACUCAACAACAGAUUCAACAACAACUUGAACAAUUAAAACAAAUUCAACAACAACUUGAACAACAGGUUCAGCAACAAAUUCAACAACAAUCGUCACAGUCACCAUCACAACAAUCACAACUACAAGAACUACAACAAAUACAGCAACAACUACAACAAAUUCAACAGACAAACAGUCAGAUCAACAAUAAGAAUAACGAUAGUAAUAUAAUUAAAAAGAAUGUAAAUAAUAGUUUGGAUUUAAAUCCAACUUUACCAAAGAAACAAAAAAUGAUCAUACCAUCCAUAUUAGAUAACAGUAAUAAUAAUAAUAAUAAUAAUAAUAUUAAUAAAUCGCCAACACCUAUAAAGAAAGCAAAUAUAUCGCACAAUCAACUUGAUAGUUCAAUCAAUACAUCUGCUAUAACCAUUGACGAUAGUAGUGAGUGUGAUAUUAAUUUUGAUGAUGAUUUUGAUAUGGCAUCAGUAUCUUCAACAACUAUGAUAUCUAAUAUCCCUGUUGGAGCAAAUGUUGCAGGGGCAACUGAAGCAGAAACUGAAACAAAGGCAAUCUCUUCAACAGAUACAAAAGAAAGUGUAUCAAUAAAUGAUAGUGAUAAAGAUUUGACCACAACACAUAAAAAUGAACAGGACCAAAACAAUCCACCUGAUCCUAUCAGUCUUGAUUUUUAG